Molecule: messenger RNA, 1623 nt
Organism: Vicia faba (fava bean)
Lineage: Eukaryota; Viridiplantae; Streptophyta; Magnoliopsida; Fabales; Fabaceae
Source: the annotation of a GenBank genome assembly
AUGAGACCUCCCGGCGGAAGCAGCAACGUUCGUCGGCAACCGAAAGAGUCGGCCUACUUACCACCAACUCCACUAAACAGCCACUGUGACUCUGACUUGAGUUUAGCCAGUAGCCGUCCAUCCUCCGUCGGAAUCCAUUCUCUCGACGUUUACAAAGACCGUUCGUACCAACAGAACGCAACCGCAACCAUCAAUUCAUUCCUGGCCUCUCAGGAUAUGAAUGUCUCUUUCAAACCUUUUUCCUCUCCUUCCGCUAAACACAUUCACCAAACCCUAAUCUUCCUCGUCGGGCUCCUCGAUUUCAAUAUAAACAAAAUAGAAGAUCUUCCGCCACUUCUCAAAUUCAUGAAUUACCCUCACAAACUCAAUAAAUCUGUUCUCAAAUCCCCCGCUGCACCUUAUCAAUGGCCUUCCAUUCUCGCCCUCAUUCAUUGGCUUGUUCAGUCUUGUCAAAUUCAUCUCUCUUUUUCUUCUCCCUCCCACACCACCACCCUCCAAACCAACAACAUCGUCUUCCAGUAUUCUCUCAACGCUUAUAUAAAUUUCAUUAGAGGUAACGAUAAAGCCAUCUCCGAACUCGACCACGAAAUCCGCACCAGGAUUCUCCGUGAGAAGUCUAACGCUGACAACACCCUUGCUGCCGCUGAACAAAAGGUCUCUGAAUUGGAGGCUCAAUUGGAGGGAUUGAGGUCUUCUCCUUCUCAGAAGGAUUUACUCGACAAAGAGAAGGAAAUGCUUCAAGGAGAUGUCAUUAAGUUUCACAAGAUUAUUGACGAGUUUGGGUUGCGGAUUGAGUCGAAAGAGAGGGAUUUGGUGGAGAAGGAGAAACAGUUGCAGGCUAAGGUCGUGGAGAGCGACAACAUAUGUCAAGAGAAUAAAAUGCUAAAGAAGAAGGUGGAGUCACAGCCUUUCAAUACCAGGGACGUUGAGAGGAUGAAAAGAGAGUUGCAGGCUGCUGAGAGGGAUGCUGGAGAGGCUGAACUUGCUAGGAAUGAUUGGGAGGAAAAGUGUUGGGAGCUUGACCGUACUCUCGCAAAUAACAUCAGAGACUUAGAACCUAUCACCAGGGAUUGUAACCAAGCCCUUAAGAGGUUCUUUUCUUUUCCUCUUGAUAUUGAUAAGAAGGAUAUUUCUCUUAGCAAAUUCAAGGGGAAGGUUCUCUUGAUUGUCAAUGUUGCUUCACGAUGUGGCUUGACAUCAUCAAAUUACACAGAACUCUCGCACUUGUAUGAAAAUUUUAAAGAUAGAGGUUUGGAGGUUCUAGCUUUCCCUUGCAAUCAAUUUGGCAUGCAGGAGCCUGGAUCAAAUGAAGAAAUUAAGCAAUUUGCUUGCACUAAGUUCAAAGCAGAAUUUCCAAUUUUUGAUAAGGUUGAUGUAAAUGGACCAUUUACUGCUCCAGUAUACCAGUUUCUGAAAUCAAGUUCCGGGGGCUUUUUUGGUGAUCUUGUCAAGUGGAAUUUCGAGAAAUUCUUGGUUGAUAAAAAUGGUAAAGUUGUUGAAAGAUACCCACCAACAACAUCUCCUUUUCAAAUUGAGGGAUUGGAAUCACCCGCUGAUGGUAGACGUUCAUCUGAGUCUAGCUACCGUAUUGGAGAUAAUGGAACUUCAGAGGGGACAAAUUAG